AUGGAUCACAAGAACACAACGCAGGUCUCCGAAUUCUUCCUCCGUGGAUUCUCCUCAGAGCCAGAGGUCGAGAAACUCCUCUUUCCGCUUUUCCUCUUCAUGUAUUUGCUCACCAUUGUGGGGAAUGUAACCAUCAUCUUGUUGAUCCGCUCGGAUAGGCACCUCCUCCAAACCCCCAUGUACUUCUUCCUCAGCCACCUCGCCGUCGCUGAUUUGGGUUUUGCCAGCACCAUUGUCCCCAAGGCACUACAGAACUUGCUAUCUCAGAAAAAGACCAUCUCCUACCAUGGCUGUCUGGCCCAGAUGUUCUUCUAUAUACAUAUUGGCAAUGCAGAUAGUUACCUUCUAGCCUCCAUGGCCUAUGACCGCUACGUGGCUAUCUGCAGCCCACUGAACUAUUCCUCCAUUAUGAGCCACAAGCGUUGCCUCCAACUAGCAUCUGUGUCCUGGACUAUCACCAUGUUCCACUCAUUGAUUUAUACCUUUUUGAUGGCCCGUGUUGAGUUCUGCAAUCCUGGGGAAAUCCCCCAUUUUUUCUGUGACCUUUACCCUGUUCUAGAUGUUUCUUGCUCUGACUCGUACAUCAUAGAUCUCGUAUUGAUGACUGAGGGGUUGGUGGAGAUCCUGGGGCCGUUUGUGCUCAUUAUCAUUUCCUAUGCGCUCAUCUUCUUCACCAUCUUGAAGAUCCCAUCUGCCACCGGGAAGCGCAAGGCUUUCUCCACCUGCGGGUCCCACAUUUGCGUGGUGGUCAUGUACUUCGGUGGCAUCAGCUUUGUUUAUUUCAAGCCAAAUUCUAAUUUGGUGGAACGCCAUGACACCUGGGCUGCUAUGAUGUAUACCAUGGUCAACCCCAUGGUCAACCCCUUCAUCUACAGCCUCAGGAACAAUGAAAUGAAGGCAGCUCUGAGGAGAGUCAUUAGGAAGCAUCUCAUGAAUCCAAAGAACACAACUCCGGUCUCUGAAUUCUUGCUUCAUGGUUUCUCAGCCGAGCCAGAGGUUCAAAGAGUCCUCUUCUUCCUCUUCCUCUCUAUGUAUCUACUCAACCUCAUUGGGAAUAUGACCAUCAUCUUGUCGAUCCGCUGCGAUCCGCAGCUCCUGCAGACCCCCAUGUACUUCUUCCUCAGCUACCUUGCAGUAGCCGAUAUGGGUUUUGCCAGCACCAUCAUCCCCAAGACUCUACAGAACUUACUGUGUCGCAAAAAGACCAUCUCCUACUGCGGUUGCCUGGCACAAAUGUUUUUCUAUAUCUAUUUUGGCAAUGCAGACAGCUACCUGCUGGCUUCCAUGGCCUACGAUCGCUAUGCGGCAAUCUGUCGGCCAAUGUACUAUUCCACCAUGAUUAGCCCCACACGCUGUCGCCAACUGGCUACAGUGUGUUGGACUAUCCCCAUGAUCCAUUCUUUGCUUUAUACCAUUUUGAUGGCCCGUGUUGAGUUCUGCAACCCUGGAGAGAUCCGUCAUUUCAUCUGUGACAUCCACCCUGUUCUGGAAGUGUCUUGCUCUGACACCAAAGUCAUCGAUUUGGUCUUGCUCACCGAGGGGAUGGUGGAGAUCCUGGGGCCGUUUGUGCUCAUUAUCAUUUCCUAUGCAUUCAUCUUCUACUCCAUCAUGAAGAUUCCAUCUGCCACUGGGAAGCGCAAGGCCUUCUCCACGUGCGGGUCCCACAUAUGCGUGGUGGUCUUGUUCUAUGGUGGCGUAAGCUCUGUCUACUUCAAGCCAAACACCAAGAACCCCGGUUUCCAGGAUACAGUAGCGACUGUGAUGUAUACCAUGGUGAUCCCCAUGCUGAAUCCCUUCAUCUACACCCUCAGGAACAGUGAGAUGAAGUCAGCCAUGAGAAGAGUAAUUAGGCGGCAUUUCUAUUAA
Euleptes europaea (tarantolino) is the source of this 1866-nucleotide messenger RNA. RefSeq names its product putative olfactory receptor 1F12P. Gene Ontology annotation, cellular component: membrane. NCBI's taxonomy places the organism in Eukaryota, Metazoa, Chordata, Lepidosauria, Squamata, Sphaerodactylidae. Gene Ontology annotation, molecular function: olfactory receptor activity; G protein-coupled receptor activity. The transcript is spliced from 2 exons. Gene Ontology annotation, biological process: G protein-coupled receptor signaling pathway. The coding region runs from base 1 to 1866 and encodes 621 amino acids. The record is from RefSeq and is a predicted model, not a curated record.